CACCAAACUAAAACCCACCGGUUUUGAAAGCAUGAUGAACAAGGAAAGUAUAAAAGCAGUAACAUGGGUGAUAACGCCUACUGUCACAAUCCCGUUGCUCUCGAAAAAAAUGUUCUCCAACCACGCUUCUACGGUGUCAUUACCUUCCACAUUAUUCCUCAACGCGACGUCGUUUCGUCCCGAACGCCAAUUGCCUUUUCUUUUUCUCCGCCGACCGCUCAAACCGCCGGCACUCCGAUCAGUUUUGCCGGUGAGUUUCAGCGCCUCUACACCACUCUUCGAUCUCAGAGGUGGCAAAGGAAUGAGUGGAUUCUGUGAUGUCGAACUGAAAGUGCGUGAUUAUGAGUUGGAUCAGUACGGUGUGGUCAACAAUGCAAUUUAUGCAAGUUAUUGCCAGCACGGUCGUCAUGAACUCUUGCAAAGCAUCGGUAUUAAUUGUGAUGCCGUGGCUCGCACUGGUGAUGCAUUGGCAUUGUCAGAACUGUCGCUCAAAUUCCUUGCACCUCUAAGAAGUGGAGACGAAUUUAUUGUAAGGGUUAGGAUUUCUGGGUCUUCGGCUGCUCGUUUAUACUUUGAACACUUCAUCUAUAAGCUGCCAAACCAAGAGCCUAUUUUGGAAGCUAAGGCCACCGCGGUUUGGCUUGACAAAAACUAUCGCCCUGUAAGAAUUCCAGCGGACAUGAAGUCUAAAUUGGUAAAGUUUAUUCGAGUUGAUGAUUCUUAAUUCGGAUACCAGAUGACUAUAGCUUAUUGGUUAAAAGAGCAUUCAACUAUUUAAGUGCUGGCCUUAUUAGCUUGUGAGUGGGAAGGAGCUAACGGUGCUCUGUAAUGGAUCCACCAAUGAAGUUUUAAACUGUAAGAAUAUUAAAUUCAUGAUGCUGAAAAAGAAGUGUUUUCAUUUUUCUUGUUUUUCUGAAUCUGUGUAAGCCUUGUAUGACUUAAUUGAAAGAGGGGGAAGGAAUUACAGGCUUGAAGCA
Molecule: messenger RNA, 977 nt
Organism: Vigna angularis (adzuki bean)
Lineage: Eukaryota; Viridiplantae; Streptophyta; Magnoliopsida; Fabales; Fabaceae
Product: acyl-acyl carrier protein thioesterase ATL3, chloroplastic
Exons: 5
Coding region: 32-724 (230 amino acids)
Cellular component (GO): chloroplast
Molecular function (GO): fatty acyl-[ACP] hydrolase activity
Source: RefSeq, a predicted model, not a curated record